Rosa chinensis is the source of this 1121-nucleotide messenger RNA. RefSeq lists its product as uncharacterized. The coding region runs from base 37 to 723 and encodes 228 amino acids. The transcript is spliced from 7 exons. The record is from RefSeq and is a predicted model, not a curated record. NCBI's taxonomy places the organism in Eukaryota, Viridiplantae, Streptophyta, Magnoliopsida, Rosales, Rosaceae.
GGAGCGAAAGGCGGAGGUGUCGUUGGAAUUUUGCAAAUGGCGGAGACGACGUCGUUUGCGAGGAACAGAUACUGGGUACUGAGGCACGGCAAGAGCAUUCCGAAUGAGAAAGGCCUAAUCGUCUCCUCCAUGGAAAAUGGGACGCGCCCAGAGUAUCAAUUGGCGCCGGAAGGUGUUGAUCAAGCAAAACGGGCUGGAGAGUUGUUCCGAAAGGUACUUGAGGAAAAUAGCAUGCCAAUUGAAAAUGUUCGCAUUUGCUAUUCUCCCUUUUCGAGAACAAGACAGACUGCUGAAGUUGUUGCAUCUGUCUUGAAUAUUCAGUUUGAGGGUGCUCAAUGUAAGGUGAUGGAAAACCUCCGCGAACGCUUCUUUGGUCCUUCAUAUGAGCUCAUGUCACAUGAUAAAUAUCACGAAGUAUGGGCUAUUGAUGAGAAAGAUCCACUCAUGAAGCCAGAAGGAGGAGAAAGUGUCGAUGAUGUUGCAUCUAGACUUGUAGAGGCUAUUGCAAACAUAGAAUCACUAUUUCAAGGGUGCACAAUCUUAGUUGUUAGUCAUGGCGAUACCCUACAAAUCUUGCAGACAAUAUUGAAUUCUGCUAAGCCUGAUGCAGCAUCCACCUAUGAUGACUUGACUUCAAGAAUGCAAACAGUAAGAACCCCUUCCAUCUUGUCAGAGCACCGGAAAUUUUCCUUGCUUACUGCAGAGCUUCGGGCAGUUAUAUGAAUGUUACACGUCCAGGUCUAAAUACAUAUCAAGGGCAUCAAACAUGAGUAUGUCGCAAUAGGAGGAGCAUUGGAGCAUCCAAAAUAGACACUCCCAAAUCUAAAGGCACCGGUGCCUCUUGAAACUUUUCAAUUGAAGAGCAAAAUUCUUAAGCAAGUCUCCAUCUCUAUCUCCACCAUAAGCUUGGAAGGAACCAAGCCUUUCCAAAUUCAGGGUGUACCAGAUAUGUUAGCACCUUUCCAUCAUCUAAAUAGGAGACGUCCAGAACUCCAUCUCCCAAGAUAUAAAUGCAAUUCCCCUCUAAAUCUUUGUUGACAUUACAUGCCAAAAUCGACAAGAGAGUACUAUAUUAAAAUAUAGUACCCGACUGUACUAAUACUACAAUUUGGGGAAUUAUA